Molecule: messenger RNA, 885 nt
Organism: Eutrema salsugineum
Lineage: Eukaryota; Viridiplantae; Streptophyta; Magnoliopsida; Brassicales; Brassicaceae
Exons: 2
Coding region: 150-740 (196 amino acids)
Source: RefSeq, a predicted model, not a curated record
AAUGAAAAAAGGUGGAGGUGCCGUGAGGUAUUCAAGAAGCGGUCAAUAGAUGUUACGUGUCCAGCUAGGACUUACGUUCAAGACACAAACAAAGACUAGUUAAAAGAAAGAGAGAGAGAGAGAGCGGCGGAGAGGUUAGUGAAGAAGAAAUGGAGUCGAGUGAGGAUGUGGAGGUUCUGAGCAGAGCCAUCGAGAAACUUCUUGAUGACAAGAGGAAGAGAGAAGCUGCUGGUGACGCCUUCAUCGAAGACGAUGAUGAUCAGCUUUUGCUCUCUAGGCUUAUCUCUCAGUUGGAAUCACCAAACCAAAAAACUGUUGGGACUACCAAAGAAGAAGAAGAAGAAGAAGAAAAAGAAUCGCUACACUCCUCAGCAUCCAAAGGAAAACGCGAGGGGAAGAGACAUUUGGAAGAGAGUGUAGAAGAGAUAGCGAAAGACAUCAAGGAGGUGAAGAGGCAGAACAAAGUAACCCAUAUACUGCUCUCGGCUUUGAUCAUCUUGACAUUGACUUGGCAGCUCUCUGAGUACUCAAUGAUUUUCAUGCUGAAAGACAGAAUAAGCCACCCAAUCAGAUCCAUCGGAGGUAUGUUUUCUGGGAUAUUCAAAGAUAAGAUACCUCCUAUCAAGAAGAAACUUCCUGGGGCUUCCACUUCCAAAGAGGAAAACAACACAAACGCUGGAGUUCAUGUCCAAGUGCCCGAGCUGUUGCGAGAGUUCGGUUUCGAAGAUGAUGAUAAAUGAUUAGCUUUCGUUUGUUACAGUUUUAUAAGUAAUACAAUUGCAGUCUCGAAAUAGGGGUCUCACCCUCAAUUGUUUCUUAUUUUCAGUGUAGUGUACUUUUGUAUACGAUCAAAAUGGAAAAGAGUAGUUAUUUUCAUAUGAAUAA